Molecule: messenger RNA, 1611 nt
Organism: Spizellomyces punctatus DAOM BR117
Lineage: Eukaryota; Fungi; Chytridiomycota; Chytridiomycetes; Spizellomycetales; Spizellomycetaceae
Exons: 7
Coding region: 1-1611 (536 amino acids)
Biological process (GO): DNA repair; proteasome-mediated ubiquitin-dependent protein catabolic process
Cellular component (GO): nucleus; site of double-strand break
Molecular function (GO): nucleic acid binding; protein binding
Source: RefSeq, a predicted model, not a curated record
AUGUUUGAUCUUCUCGAUUUCAGAAACGAUUCCACGUUCUGUGCUGUUGGUGACCAUGCAGGAUGUCAGUACGCACUAGCUGCACUUGGCGACGGUCAGCUCUUCACAUUUAUUGUCGAUCCGGAAACAGGUUGUUUGAGGGAUCGCAAGAAAAUCUCACUCGGCAGUCAGCCUAUUACUUUAAGCCAAUUCCAAUCCAAAGGACAGAGGCACGUGUUUGCCGCGUCUGACAGGCCUACGGUGAUCCACACCAGCAACGGGAAACUGAUAUAUUCGAAUGUGAACCUAAAAGAAGUUACUCAUAUGUGCCCAUUCAACUAUGAGGAUGAGGCUCUUGCUUUAGUUACUGAGGGAUCUUUGAAAGUUGGGACAGUGGAAGCUAUUGAGAAGCUUCACAUCAAGAAGAUACCUCUUGGGGAGACGGCGCGUCGUAUUACGCAUCAAGAAAAAAGUGGGACGUUUGGUGUUCUCACCUUACGAAUAGUCCAGAAUGAGGAAACAGGGGAUGAGGAAGAAACAGGAUAUUUGAAGCUUUUGGAUGACCAGUCUUUUGAAGUGUUGGACCAAUUUGCCAUGGACACGUUCGAGAAUGUCCAGUCGAUUGUAUCCACGGAGUUCACUGGCGACCAGAAAACGUACUACUGUGUGGGAACCGCGUAUGUACUUCCGCAGGAGGACGAGCCGUCUAAAGGAAGGAUCUUGGUUUUUGACGUGACGGAAGAAAGACGACUCAGACUAGUUCAUGAGCAAGAAACUCGUGGUUGCGUUUACUGCAUGGCGUCUCUAGGAGGAAAGUUACUGGCGGGUAUAAAUAGUAAGGCUCAAUUGUUCAAAUGGGAGGUAGCUGAUGACGGUAUAACCAUGUCCUUAGUGGAACGAGCCACACAUCACGGACACAUUCUUGUAUUGACGAUCGCCGUGCGAGGGGACUUUGUGCUUAUCGGUGAUCUAAUGAAAUCGGUAUCCGUCCUCUCCUACAAUGCAGGGGAUGACUCUUUGGAGCUGAUAGCCCGGGACCCGGACGCGAAUUGGAUGACGGCGGUCGAAGCGCUGGACGAUGAUGUGUAUAUAGGAGCAGAGGAUCAUAGUAACCUAUUUGCCCUCAGAAGACGAAGUGAGGCGCAGGUGGAGGAGGAUCGGCGACGAUUAGAAAGUUUUGGCUGGUUUCAUUUGGGAGAACAAGUAAACCGGCUGAGGCAUGGCUCGCUGGUUAUGAGCUUGCCUGAUAAUGAAGCUGUUGCUACCCCUGUACUUUUAUAUUGCACGGUGAAUGGAGGUAUCGGCGUCGUGGCGACCUUGGACGACAGCACUUUCCGCCUGUUAUUGGAUGUACAAGACAAUUUGCGCCGAAUUGUGAAAGGAGUUGGGGGCCUGGCCUAUACAGAGUGGCGGCGGUUUGAAAACCGACGGCGAACUAUGAACGCCGAAAGCUUUUUGGAUGGUGACUUGAUCGAAUCAUAUCUUGAUUUGACGAGAGAGCAGCAGCAAGCAGUGGUGGAUGGAAUGCGACUGCCGAGAGACGGUCAUCGCGACGGUCAUGGAAUGAAGAAGCUAGACAUCAAGGUCGAGGAACUGACUCGUAUGGUCGAAGAACUGACCCGUAUACAUUAA